Messenger RNA from Toxorhynchites rutilus septentrionalis, 2214 nucleotides. It is a transcript of the gene PSR, whose product is annotated as bifunctional arginine demethylase and lysyl-hydroxylase PSR. The record is from RefSeq and is a predicted model, not a curated record. Gene Ontology annotation, cellular component: nucleus; cytoplasm. Gene Ontology annotation, molecular function: histone H4R3 demethylase activity; P-TEFb complex binding. NCBI's taxonomy places the organism in Eukaryota, Metazoa, Arthropoda, Insecta, Diptera, Culicidae. The transcript is spliced from 5 exons. Bases 251 to 1441 code for a protein of 396 amino acids. Gene Ontology annotation, biological process: phagocytosis.
UCUCGAAGCAACAGCUGUCAAUCCGCCAUUAUCGGAAAGCAAAAUUGCACAUAUUCCACAUAUUCGCAUCACACACAAUUUUGCCUUAUUUUGUUCCGCGAAUUUUUGUCUGAAAUUGCCUUUUUGCUGUUGCCGGAAGCCAGUUAAUUUGUUGUGCGGGAUUAACCUUUCCUGAGCACCCCAGAUACAACAUAGGAUAGAAUAGUAGCGUACAGUUAAGUGUAAGCCUAGGAAGUAGCGGUGCUAGAGGAUGUCUCUGUUGGACGGUGAGCUAACGCUGUCGCACCGUACGAGAAAACGCGUCCGAGAUGUCAAACGGAAGGCUAGGCCAGAAUUGUCAGAUAAAACUGCUUGGGUUCAGCAGGAGUAUUACAGAAAAUUCGACCAGUUCCUUCAGUUCGAGGAUAACGUCGAGCGGAUCCAUGUGGAGAGCGUUAGCCCAGUGGAAUUUAUCGAACGGUAUGAGAAGAUUUACAAGCCGGUGGUUAUCGAGGGAAUACAGGAUACAUGGAAGGCUAAAUCCAAGUGGACUAUGGAAAGGUUGGCGAAAAAGUAUCGCAAUCAGAAGUUCAAAUGCGGCGAGGAUAACGAUGGUUAUAGUGUGAAGAUGAAGAUGAAAUAUUACAUUGAGUAUAUGGACAAAACGACGGAUGAUAGUCCACUGUAUAUUUUCGACAGCAGCUUCGGAGAGCAUCACCGUCGCAAAAAACUCCUGGACGAUUAUGACAUUCCGCUUUACUUCCGAGAUGAUCUGUUUAAACAUGCCGGCGAGGAACGUCGACCACCGUAUCGGUGGUUCGUGAUGGGACCUGCCCGCUCCGGUACGGGGAUUCAUAUUGAUCCGUUGGGAACAAGCGCCUGGAAUGCACUCGUUCAGGGUCACAAGCGGUGGUGUCUGUUUCCUACGCACACCCCGAAGGAACUUCUCAAGGUAACGGGUGCAAUCGGCGGAAAGCAGCGAGAUGAAGCUAUUACCUGGUUUAAUUUGAUCUAUCCCAAGACUAAGCGGUUGGACUGGCCGAGCGACUGCAAACCGGUGGAGAUUCUACAAAAACCGGGUGAAACGGUAUUCGUCCCCGGCGGCUGGUGGCAUGUCGUUGUCAAUCUGGACGAUACAAUUGCGGUGACACAAAACUUCUGCAGCAAAACGAAUUUCCCCGUGGUAUGGCAUAAAACCGUCAGGGGACGACCGAAGCUAUCCAAGAAAUGGCACAAAGUGCUUCAGGAGGUGGAACCGGAGCUGGCCAAGACCGCGACGGAAAUCGACCUCGGCAAAAGCACCGGCGUGGCGUCCGACAGUUCCAGCAACUCCAGCUCAUCGUCUUCCAGUUCGAGCAGCGACGAAAGCGAUACCGACUCGAACACCGACAGCGGCCAGGAGUCGCUGUCAGCCCACAAGACCAAGAAGCGCCGGAAAACGGCUGGCGGAAUGAUGGCCUGAUUAUUGCUUUGAGUGAUAAUGGCAAACCGUGGCGAGCGUGUCAACAGUUGGAUCUAUCCGUAGGUUGGGAUCGCCGAAUCCAGCAGAUUUUGUUUUAUUUUCUUUACCCGAGGAGUAAUAAUCAAAUAUCAAAGUUACUUACAAAGUUUGACUGCGACUUUUCUGAAACAAAAAAUCUUUGAUACUCUUUACGCGUGACUAUAGGUAUUCUAUUCGAAUUGGGAGUCCGGAGGGAUAGUGUUAACAGCUACCGUGCAAAAGAUAGCCAAGUAUUAUGACUAAGCUGAGAAUCAAUAGUGUUAUUAAUUUAUAUCACAUAGGAAAAUAAAACGAAUUAAACGAAUAUUUGUAAUUAGAUAAAACUAAAAACAAAGUUUGAGUGAAGAAUCAGUUGUAGCCAAAUAAGGAAAGCAAUAGGCAACUAUAAACGUGCGGCGGUUGAAAUAGUCAAUGAAAAACAGAAGCAUACGCAAUCACCCCCUUAUUAACCAUACUCUCGAUAGAAUAGAUUUGAACGGUAACCAAUUGAAGCCAGGAAUAGAACAAUUACAGAACAUUUCAUCUACUCAUAUGUACGGAAGAAUCAACCAGCGGACAAACAACAUGACGGUAUUGUGCCUUGAGUUUAAUGAGAAGCAAAAAGAAAUCGAUUGCCCUGCGGAGGAGUAUUUGAAACGAUCAGCCACUAACAAUAACAGUAUGAAAAAAAUAGGAUUGCAAUCAGGAAAUGCGCCGAAAAGAGAAGAAAAUAAAAGGGUGAAACAAUGAGUAAA